Messenger RNA from Mizuhopecten yessoensis (Yesso scallop), 6524 nucleotides. RefSeq lists its product as uncharacterized. The transcript is spliced from 16 exons. The coding region runs from base 790 to 4218 and encodes 1142 amino acids. Gene Ontology annotation, biological process: immune response; cellular response to lipopolysaccharide; positive regulation of T cell proliferation. Gene Ontology annotation, molecular function: chitin binding. NCBI's taxonomy places the organism in Eukaryota, Metazoa, Mollusca, Bivalvia, Pectinida, Pectinidae. The record is from RefSeq and is a predicted model, not a curated record. Gene Ontology annotation, cellular component: external side of plasma membrane; extracellular region.
UAUGAUACACACGUGGACUGCUCGCAUCCUGUCAGGGGCCCCUCUCGUGCCUGUGUUAAUAACGGUCAUAACAGAAUGAAAUUAUAUUUAUACAAAACAUGGCGACGAAGAACGUUUUAGGAUGUCACGUUAAUCGAGUUUCGUAAUUCAUUGUGGUUUUACGUGGUAAACUUCCGUAUGUUUCUUGCUAUCCCCCAUUCUGGAUCUUACCUGAGGUUGUUACCUGCAAGCUACGUAUUUGUGUUAAGAGACGCAACACUAUAGAAAUAGAUACCACAGCAUGUCAAGGUGAACACACAAAUAGGAGCCGUCAGGUGUAAUAACGAAACGAUCUUGUUUGGAUAUAUUUCUUUACACGAAUGAUCUGCGGUCAUUGUCCUUACUUCGGGAUAUAAGAUUGAAAGAUGGCGGGACUAAAUAACAUUUCAUCAAAAAGGGAUUUGUAGUGUUCUUCUACAGAUAUUUUUUUUGGAUGGAGUGUGACAUUUAAUUUGUUACGCCAUAGUAGUUGUCACGAGUUAAGACAGCAUUUUGCCUCAGGUGCAUAGACUGAAAGUGCGUUUACAUUUUAAAACACAAAAUUGUUCAUAAACAAAAAUGUUGUUUAGACAUUUAGUAAAUGUUGAAUUCAUGUCGAUUUGAACGAUAUUCUGAAAGAAAAAUGGAAAAGUGUAACAGUUUCAAUUUUAACUCUUGUGAUAUGAAUUAUAUCCUGCAUCAAGGAUCAUAAUACACAAAAGAGAUUAUCUGAGCUUGUGUUUAGCUAAAGUUACAAAGGAUUCAACCACGAUGGGAACUCCACAUUGGGUGUCGAUGUUUGAUGAUCCGCGAAAGUACCCAGACUCGCCAUUCGUGUCGGACAGCUGUUUAAGCACCGUCCAGGAAUCCCGGUGUGGCGAGUGGGUGCAAGAUGUCCGGAGAAUCUCCAAGGAAAGCCUCAUGAGCAGGCCACUACCAGAUAUCCCAAAGCAGUCACCUAUAAUAUCCCGGCACCGGAACCUCUCACCCGUCACUAGCUUCGACAACAAAUGUUACCAUGACAACCAUAAAGAAAUCCAUCGGAUGAAAACCGUAGAAGACACAAAUAAGCGAAGAAGAAGUAAGCGCCAUAACAACGACACAUCGCUGAGACGAGAUACCAAAAAUGAUAUGAGAGAAACGUCCGUGACCUUGACACUAUCAGUUAAAAACAGCAGUAAAAAACAUAAAUACAGAGACGAAUAUGUUGGAAUGAACAACGCGAACCAUUCUGAGGUUUCGACUGUGUUAAAUCAUAAACCAGGACUCGGGGAUUCUUAUUUUCGUAAGGAAUCUGAAAAUUCUGGAACGGAACUUGUACGUGAUUUAUCCAGAAAAAAGAGGCGACGGAAUGUGUGCAUUAUACCUAUGUUAAUAAUGACUGUUUUGAUAAUAGGGGGACUUUUUACUGCCAUAGCUGUUGUAUUCCUACGUCCAUUAGAAGAAGAAGCAGAAACAGACGAAUCAGGCUACAAAAUGGUUGUUGCCAGUGUACAACUUCGUCUACUAAAUCAAACGUUCAAUAAAGACAUGCGAAACAGAAACACAAAGAAAUAUGCAGAAAUAGAGGAACCCCUCUGUCAUGAGAUGGAUGGAAUGUUUCUAUUUAGCGAAUAUUCAGGAAAUUACUACGGGUGUAAAGUUAAGAUGUUAAGAUCAGGAAGUAUUCGUGUACUAGAAGAGCUAAUUUUCAGAGAAACACAUGAACUUAGGAAACCGACUUCCAUACAAGACCUUAUUAAGAUGUCCUCGCCGUCUUUUGAUUGGAAAGGGGUCAGGGUAAUAAAUGUAGGUGAUUUUGUCGUGGACUAUGAAAGUAUUAAAGUACAGGUGGAUCUACAGAAGUUCCCAGAACUACCCACGAAACCUCUGUUGAGUGUAGCCAACGUGUUCAGUGGUGUUUCCCCGUCAACAACACCUAUUUCUUUGUCCACUAAGCGGAUCCUUGAAAGGCCCAAACUAUGGAAGUGGGGUAAAUCAACAGUCGCCACCACUACUAGUCGCAAGUCUGCUGCUAAGCCUACUACCAUGACAUCUGCAGUUGUACCAGAUCACAGAGACAAUCCAACAACAAAAGCACAGAACCCGUCUGGAGUUAAAACUACUAAGCAAGACAAAUUCGACGAAACGACUUACUCUACCACAACAACAACAAAACCGUCAUCUGCUACAUCAUCAGAGUCACCUACUACGUCACAAUACCCAGUCAUCGCAGAAAUGAUGACGUCAUCUAAAGAUAGGCAUGACACAACAACAGUAGCAACGCAAUUCGAAGAAGAAGGUUUUUCCACAACUGUGCACGUGCCACCUACUAGUGGAAGUCCAUCUAUUAGCAUGUCCAAUGUCGGGUCACCAGUUCCUGGAGGAUCUGUGGUUGUCCAGUGUGUGCAUCAUAACCUUGCGAAAUGGACUCACCUCACUGUUACGCAUGACCGGAAAGGGGCAGGAACUACUAAAGUACUGAACGUCUCCUCGGACGGUAGUCCAGAUCCUCCGGACGAAAAGUAUACAGACAGACUGAUCGUUCAGCUCAAACUAAGCGAAACCUCUGCCAGCGUUUCCCUUAAUUUUACUAAAAUUGAUUGUACCGACGAGGGGUCAUACGUCUGCAAUGUCUAUAGCCAGGAGAGGAAUCUGACCGAAAGAGGAUAUCUAUACAUAAGAGCCUCACCUACUACACCGGAAGUGACAAUGCCUUUAGAAAUAGUGGACCAACGCGAAAUUAAGGAACCAAUCAGAUGUACAGCCAAUGUUGGAUACCCCGUCGGGACACUCAAGUGGUUUGUUAAACCCCGAGGUCACACUAAAUUUAUUCCUCUCGACGUGUCAAACAUAAAAUAUUCUGGAGAAUGUGACAAUAUUGCAACAAGUGUGUUCAAACUGAUACCUGCGAUGGAAGGGAACGGAACAGUGCUGAAGUGUGCCGUUGUCAAUCCGUAUUUCCCUCUGGCGAAAAAACUAUCGACUACAACGAUUUGGAAAGUUAUUCCUGCUAGUUUAUGCGUUGGAAAGCCUGACAACCACAUGACUCGCCACCCGUACCGCUGUGAUCACUAUAUCAGGUGUAACAACAGCACGGUGCACGUCCUCAAGUGCGAUAACAAGCUCUGCUUCAACACCGAGACCAAUACAUGUGGCCAGACAGGUAUUGUGAUGCAUGACGUGGUGGCCUAUAUGAAUGAAGGUGUGACGUCACUGACGUGCCGUGUGCAACAUCUCGGUUCCUGGAGUGCACUUCGUCUUAGGAAGAUACUGUCAUCUGGUGACAGUAUCACAAUUGUAGUUGCAUCCAACAAAACAAAUGUAACAAUUCAGGAUCCGAACAUGCGAGGGCGACUGUUUGCGGAUAUUCAAACGACUCAGUAUGAAGCUAACCUUAAACUAUGGAUUUACACAUUAGAGUGCGAUGAUGCGGGAACGUAUCUUUGUGAGGCGGAUGUUGAUUAUGAGUUACCCGCAACACGUGCACAGCUCACUCUCAAAGUGAAGCCAAAACCGCCACAGAUCACGAGUCCAAUAGAAAUCCUGGAAGGGAAACGACUCAGGCAAAGCUUUACGUGUGAGGGAGAGGUAGGGUAUCCCAAUGGUGCCCUACGGUGGGAAGUCAAGUACAAGGACCAAACCAAGUUUUCCGCAGUUUCUUUGGCAGUAUUCAACGACACCAAGACUAAAUCCGUGGUCGGGAACUGCUCCAAAAUCAUCAGGCGAGAAUUGUCCUUUACACCUUCAACAGAACAAGACGAAAUGGUGUUGAGAUGUGUUGUUGAAAAUAACGACACAUUACCAGAUGGGCAGACAUUGUGGGAUUCGUUCAAAGUUCAUGUCAUUCCAGCAAACUUCUGUAGUUCCGACAACUCAACGUACCUGAUCCACCCUCACAACUGUCGACAGUAUAUCCAGUGUGCCCUGGGAUACCUGUACGUCCGACAGUGUAGCGUCGGUCUCUGCUUCAAUCCCGACACUCAACAGUGUGACAUCCCAGAACCGAUAGAGUUCACUGUCUUUGAUCCAGAGUUUCCUUGUCGACCAAACAAAAAUGGUGUAUACUUUCCACAUGCCUUCCUCUGUAACAAGUACACGUGGUGUGUACAAGGAAAGGGAAUCCUCCAACACUGUCCCUUAGGAACUCUCUACCUGGCAGACGGCCAAUGCACAUUUAACACAGAACAGUCGCUCUGCUACAGCAAGGACGAGUUAUGAUAACUUUAGAAGGUUUAUUUAUCUGAAGACCACACAAUGGACCAAUCGUUUAAAACUACCCUUGUCAUGUUCUCAAGAGAUCUUAGUUAAUAUACCGUGGAAUGAACGAAUUGUGAUAGUUCAUGUUAAGUAUGAAGAUUUCGUUGGAUUAACAUAUGAUAAAUUCAAAGUUCGGCGUGAUAAAGAUUUAAACACAUUGAAUCUUUCCUUGUCAAAGUUGUGCUAAGCACUGCACAAUGUUGUGAUGGUUAAGCUUCAUGGCUAUCUGCAAACUAAGCUUUGGGCUAAUUGUUGAAUAAUUACCUAAGAUAGUGUUAAUUGCCGAACAAAACAUUUUACGGUGUUAUCAAACAGUUACAAUCCAGGAAUUCAUCUGAAAAAGAAUUCUACAGUAGACGCCCGAGCCCGAGAGCCAGAUAUAGUGUGUGAGCAACAACAUGCUUCAUGUGAAAGACUGACGUCAGUAAUACCUCUAUAACGGUGUAAACAUAAAAAUAGAUUUCUGCUAUAGCAACGACAUACAAUUCCUCUGGGUAAAGGCGGUGGUACAGUGCAUAAGUUUUGAAACAAGAAAUUUACUACUGAAGAAAGUGUUACUUUGAAAAGCCGGUUCAUCAAUAAUAGCGGAGUACCAGUAAACCUGUAUUUCACAAUACGUGUGCAACUAUGGCUGUAGACUGUAAUGAAUAAUUCGAAAAAGCGGAAGCAGCUUGAAGGUAUUCCAGGAAAAGAAAUCAGAUAAUGAGGAUAGUUCCUGUCACAGCACAUAAAACUAUCGAACGAAGGCAGCGUUAAGUGUAUGGAGAUCGCAGUUUUGGAUCCUAUUGGAGUAACAUCAUUAAAACAUACUGAGUAUCUCAAAUCAUUUAAUUGUGUUCUCUUGUCAAAAGUCAGAGGAAACAUGUCUAGUGAACGAUAUGAAAGUGCAAGUGAUGGUCUUUUGUCAAGAAAUACAAAUGUUUCCUUGAAGGAAAUAACUCUUCUUACGACUUUUUGUGAUAUUCAGAGUGCUUCUGUUUCCAGUUCAAGGUCAAAAUUUGUGCAACGAAGGAUCAAUAGCAAGAAAAAGAUCAGGAUUAAAUUCACUAUCGUCUUAUAGUUUGACAGUCAACAAUUAUCUCGGUAACGAGCGGUUUUAUAAAACACGACUGAGACAUUGACUGGUUCAUAAAACGAGUUAAAUCUGUUGUUAGUUUCAUAGUUUACAUGUGUACAUAGGUGUCAUUUUUCUGCAAAUCAUUUACAUUUUUACAUUUAAUCACAGAGCAAUGCAUAAAACAACUACUACAUCUCAAUAAAUACAUGAAAUCGUUUUGGUAAUCUUGUAAAUGAGUGCAAAUAUUCUUGUAGUUUGCUUUUGCCAUAUUGUGUGGCAUAUAGCAGAAAUAGAGAAUCCUAUGAUUUUCGAAUUCAGCUUGCUAAUGAAUCAGCACCAUUAUAAUCAACUGUUACAUUGAGUGUUAAGAUUAAAUUAAAUGAAAUUAAAACUUUCUAAUUGUUUAAUAGAUUGUUAACAAUGCCAGUUUUUAAUAUGUCUCAAUAAUUCGGUGGCAGAGAGGAAAUAACGUCUUUAGACAACUAAGUGCACAAGGACUGUGUCAUUUUAUUUGUUGCACAUUUCGUCUCAUUUGAAAAAUAUUUGUAAUGAUUCCAGAUGUUACUAUGACAGUAUUGUAGAUUCUAAAAUGCGAAAUAACUUAUUUUAUCAACAUUGUGUACAUAUAAAGGACUAUUAGGAUGUCAAACGUGGAACACAUGGUGAGUUUGAUUCAUGUCAUCAUCUAAAGUUAAUGCAAACCCAUUACUUACACACGUGCCGUAUUACCUGGCCUUAUUAGAUAUACAUACUAUUACACAUGUUUGUAAAGUUAUACACGGAUGAUCCGUCAUUUACCGUCCUGAAAUGACCAUAGCUGUAGAUAGGACGUUAAACAAUACUAAACCAAACCAAAUCAACCCUUCAUAUACAUAGCAUGAAUUAGUAUUUGAAAUAUUUCUUGACAUUAACGUCCAGAUGACGUGUAAUCAAAACUUCACGACAGAUAAUUAGGAUACAGUAUUACAACGGAACGUAAUCAGGUUAUACCUUUUACGGUAUUAGCCAUCGGUCUCAAUCUCCAGACUGUACCAUUAAUAAAAGGGUGCUUCAAAUGCAUAUAUUUUCUUUCAACAUGGAGGAUGACACAAACAGAUUAUUUGAACACUUAAUGAAACUCACAUUCCUUUCAUCAUUUUUGUUUUAAGUGUAUAGUGAUAUGAAAAUGCUUUAUUGAAUAAAAUAUCUGAAUUGUACACUGUCUUCACAG